Molecule: messenger RNA, 1483 nt
Organism: Xenopus laevis (African clawed frog)
Lineage: Eukaryota; Metazoa; Chordata; Amphibia; Anura; Pipidae
Gene: sec13.L
Product: protein SEC13 homolog
Exons: 9
Coding region: 157-1119 (320 amino acids)
Biological process (GO): endoplasmic reticulum to Golgi vesicle-mediated transport; COPII-coated vesicle budding; protein import into nucleus
Cellular component (GO): lysosomal membrane; nuclear pore; COPII vesicle coat
Molecular function (GO): structural molecule activity
Source: RefSeq, a predicted model, not a curated record
CGGAAGUGAUGGUUGAUGCAGCCGGAGCGGAAGCUGCGCUCUACACCCGGAAGUUGUAGUGAGCAAGAUCCUGCGGAGAGCUUCCUGGAGCUGCCACGUCUGAGACUAGGGGAGAAAGUGAUUCUGUAGCUAAGGAACCUCACAAGACCUAGGAAAAUGGUGUCGGUGAUAAACACAGUGGACACUUCCCAUGAGGAUAUGAUUCAUGAUGCCCAGAUGGAUUAUUAUGGCAUACGUCUUGCAACUUGUUCCUCUGAUCGAUCUGUGAAGAUCUUUGAUGUGAAGAAUGGAGGCCAGAUCCUGAUAGCCGACCUGCGCGGGCAUGAGGGUCCAGUUUGGCAGGUUGCGUGGGCCCAUCCUAUGUAUGGAAACAUCUUGGCCUCCUGCUCCUAUGACCGGAAAGUUAUCAUUUGGAAAGAGGAAAAUGGGACUUGGGAGAAGACGUAUGAAUACACAGGGCAUGACUCUUCAGUCAAUUCUGUUUGCUGGGCUCCCCAUGACUUUGGGCUGCUGCUGGCAUGUGGCAGUUCGGAUGGAGCAAUCUCAAUUCUCACCUAUACCGGAGACGGGCCCUGGGAAGUGAAAAAGAUCAGCAAUGCACAUACAAUUGGUUGUAAUGCAGUGAGCUGGGCUCCUUCUGUUGUCCCCGGAAGUCUUGUAGAUCAGCCAUCAAGUCAGAAGCCCAAUUACAUCAAGAGAUUUGUGUCUGGCGGAUGUGAUAACUUAGUGAAAAUCUGGAGGGAGGAAGAUGGACAGUGGAAGGAAGAUCAGAAGCUGGAAGCUCAUAGCGAUUGGGUGCGGGAUGUGGCCUGGGCUCCCUCCAUUGGUUUGCCGACUAGCACCAUCGCUAGCUGCUCUCAGGAUGGUCGUGUAUAUAUCUGGACAAGUGAUGAUGCUGCCACCAACUGUUGGACUCCAAAACUGCUGCACAAGUUUAAUGACGUAGUCUGGCACGUGAGCUGGUCCAUUACUGCUAAUAUCCUGGCUGUGUCUGGGGGAGAUAACAAGGUGACCUUAUGGAAGGAGUCCGUGGAUGGACAGUGGGCCUGUAUUAGUGAUGUAAACAAGGGACAAGGUUCUGUCUCCACCGUGACAGAUGGACAGUUGAAUGAGCAGUGAUCAUAAAAAUGUGUCCAUUUGAGUUUUGUAACAACUCCAGUCUUUUGAGUUACUUUGGCAUCCAAAGGGUUCAUUCUACCUGGACAAUUUGCACAACCCCCUCAUGUGCCACAGAGGACUGUACUUCGUCAGCAAAUGGGAAUAAUUGUAAUUUGUAUUCUUUGGGAUUUCCUGGUCUCGGCAACUUAAAUUAUCAGCAAAGUGUAUUUUUCCAGUGACCAACUUCAGUGAAUCUAAGCUAGCUUCUAUAACACUAGUACCUAUGUUAAAGGAAAACUAUACCCCCCAAACAAUGUAGGUCUCUAUAAAAAGAUAUUGCAUAAAACAUCUCAUAUGUAAAACCCUGAUUCAUGUAAAUAAACCA